AUGCCUUCUCUUCUAAGCCUCGUCACCGCGGCCGCUCUUCUGGUCGAAGGUGUUGUUUCGCAACAAACACCUACCGUCAAGGUCAAGAACGGUACUCUCGAAGGAAGAUAUCUGCCUGGGUACAAUCAGGAUCUCUUCUUGGGCAUUCCAUUCGCUCAGCCUCCUGUCGGUCAACUUCGCUUCCAGAACCCUCAGAGUCUGAACGAGACAUUCGACACCCUCAAGGUCAAGAAGUAUGGCGACUCUUGUGUCGGCUAUGGAAACACUGCCGACCAGGGCCCUGCUACCUUCAGCGAGAACUGUCUGACAUUGAACGUUGUCCGGCCUGCAGGCACCAGCAAGAAUGAGAAGCUUCCUGUUGGUCUCUUCAUCCACGGUGGAGGCUGGACCAUGGACUUCGCUGCCAACGGUGCCUACAACAUGACCUUUAUGGUCGAAGAAGCCACCAAGGCUGGCAAGCCUUUCGUUGCUGUCUCCAUAGCUUACCGACUUGCUUUCUGGGGUUUCAUGGCCAGCAAGGAUAUCAUGGACGCCGGCGUUGCCAACCUCGGCUUGAAGGAUCAGCGUCUUGCUAUGCAUUGGGUCAAGGAGAACAUUGGCGCUUUCGGCGGUGAUGCCUCAAAGGUCACCAUCUUUGGUGAGAGUGCUGGUGGUGGUAACGUCGGCUACCACGCUACUGCUUACGGAGGCAGAGAUGACAAGCUCUUCCGAGGCAUUAUCGCCGAGUCUGGCGCUGACGGUACUGACAUGAAGAACCUCACUCAACCUGAGCGACGCUACAACAUCAUUGCCGAAGCUGCUGGCUGUGGCGAUGCUUCUGACAAGCUCGCUUGUCUUCGAAAGGUCCCUUUUAAGAAGCUCAACGCUACCAGCACCAAGGUUCCCGGAAACUUCUUCCCCGUUGUCGACAAUGACUUCAUCCCCGACUACCCCUCUAUUCUUCUCGAGAACGGCAAGUUCGUCAAGGUUCCUCUCAUGGCUGGCACAAACGCCGACGAGGGUAGCUUCUUUGCUCUUCCUGGUGUCGACACCGAUGAGCAGGUUGCCGCUGCUAUCAUGGCUGGAGGCGUUGAUGCCAACACUACCGAGACCCUGAUGGCUCUCUACCCCAACAUUGAUGCCCUCGGUAUUCCUUCUGGUUACCGCCGAAAGGCUGGUGACCCUGUCAAGGCUCAGUUCAAGCGUAUGGCAGCUUUCCAGGGUGACAACCUCUUUGUUAGCUGGAGACGCAGACGGUCCGAUGCUUGGUCCAAGUACGGCGUGCCUGUUUACAGUUACCUGUUCGAGUCUCCCAACAAAAACAUGCCUGCAUACAUCGGAACUCCACACUUCGUCGAGGUCGCCUACGUCUUCUUCAACAAGCUCGGUUUGGGCUAUGGCAAGAAUCAAGGUCCACUAUACAAUGCUUCCAAGGAGGUUCUUGACCUUGCUCAACUUGUUAGCCGAAUGUGGAUCAGCUUCAUCACAGAGGGAAACCCCAACGAGCACGGCCUUCCCGGAUGGCCCAAGUGGCCUGUGAACAAGAACGGUGGUGGUUAUGGACAGAACUUCUACUUCAACCCCAACGGAUCCAGCGUUCAGCCUGAUACCUUCCGAUUGGCUGGUACUGCCUACAUGAACUCUCUUGCUAGCGAGCAGUUUGGAAGGUAA
Messenger RNA from Fusarium pseudograminearum CS3096, 1650 nucleotides. RefSeq lists its product as uncharacterized. The record is from RefSeq and is a predicted model, not a curated record. The transcript is spliced from 5 exons. NCBI's taxonomy places the organism in Eukaryota, Fungi, Ascomycota, Sordariomycetes, Hypocreales, Nectriaceae. The coding region runs from base 1 to 1650 and encodes 549 amino acids.